This is a messenger RNA of Thermothielavioides terrestris NRRL 8126, 2506 nucleotides long. RefSeq lists its product as uncharacterized. The record is from RefSeq and is a predicted model, not a curated record. The transcript has a single exon. NCBI's taxonomy places the organism in Eukaryota, Fungi, Ascomycota, Sordariomycetes, Sordariales, Chaetomiaceae. Bases 265 to 2193 code for a protein of 642 amino acids. Gene Ontology annotation, cellular component: membrane.
CGUCAGCCCAGCCGCGCAAGCUCCAUCCGUUCAAACGACACGACGAACAGCAAACGAAUCUUCAACCUGCAACAUCGCCAUGGCAAGGACAUCCCCUAUCCCCUAACCGCGAACACGCUCGUACUCUGCACCAUUCACCCAUAUAAUGCUCCCGCCAUCUUACCACCGCAAACGAGCAGCAGCAGCAGCCGCGCCGAGCAAUCCGCCCGUGACCGGAGACGUCUCAUCGCGACAGCGCCAACCACAACAAAGACGAAGACCGCAAUGACUCUCCCGGCUAACAACCCCGGCCUCCUAGACGAGGACGCCGACGGCGCCGCCUGCGGCCCGUCCUCCUCUUGUUCCCCCACGGCCGCCGGCACCCUCCUCAGCACCACCCUCGCCCUCGCCCCGCUCCUGGUCACCUUCCUGCUGGUCUCCUCCCUCGCGCUCUCCCGUCUCUUCCCGCGCCUGGCCCGCCUCCAGCAGCAGCACAAUCCCGCCCAAUCAUCCUUCUCUUCUUCUUCUCCCGCCGCCGACAUCCCCAUCGACGACGGAAACGACCACUUCCUGCCGGCGUCGGCGCCGCCGUCGCUGCGCCAGGCCCACGCCGAGCUGGCCGCCCGCUCGCCCCGCCGCCGCCUCGCCGCCGCCGCCUUCGCCGCCACGCUCGGCCUCAGCGCCGUCCUCGCCGAGCUCAUCCUCGCCGAGGUCUGGGAGGUCGAGGGCGUCGUGCUGGGCCGCGCCGCCAGGGCCGUCGGGCUCAGGGUCACCGUCCCCGGCCUCGUCGUCAUGCUGGUUGCUGUGCUGCCGUUCUUGGAGGUCCACAGUGUGCUUGCCUCGCGGGGGUGGCGGUUUGGGAGGGAUGCGAAGGGGCGGCUGGUCUCGAGGGCGGCGUGGGUGGUGCUCGGGGUUGUGUUUGCCGGGUGGUUGGCGGCGUUUUGGUUGGUCGGUCGGGUGGUGGUGGGAAUGGGGCCGGAUGGGGGGCCAGCAGGGAGCGGGGAUGAGGAGAUGUGGCGGUUGGCAGGGCUGGCGAGUGUGAAAGGGGGCCGGGGCGGGUUUGAUAGUACGGCGAUGUCGAUUGGAAAGACGGAGGCGGUGAGCUUUGGCCGGAGGGGGUUUGGGCCGGUUGGCGGGGACGGUGGGCUGUCGAGGGCGUGCCUGGAGAGGAUAGGGGUGAUUGGGAUCUCGCUGAUGGCGCUGCUGUCUGGAUUCGCUAGCGUGUCGAGCCCAUGGCAUACCUUCGUCGACGACCGGAUCUAUCGAAAGCGGCCGAUUACAGACGCAGAUAUCGCGAGGAAGCAGGCUGGGCUGGACGCCACGAGCGAGCUGCUGCUGACGAAGCGGCACCGGCUGAGGUCUCUGCAGAGAAAGGCGCAGGCGGUAGCAGCGGGAGUCGGAGGUGGCACGCCCCACGGAGCAGCGCCGCCGGCAAGCGGGCUGGUCAGCAAGGUUAUCGGCUCGUUGAAGAGCAUGGCCGGCAGCGGCGAGGCCGCCGAGAUCAAGGCGCUUCAGGUCGAAAUCUCGGGCCUCGAGACGAUGGAGUCCAACCUGGCAGCCUCGCUGUCGCUGCUGAAGUCCCGCCAAGCCGCCCACGCGCGCGACGGCACCGCGCUCGGCCGCCUCCUCGCCGUGCCGCGCUACAUCUUCGCGAGCUACUGCAUUUACCGCGUCCUCGCCACCAUCCUGACAACCGUUCACCGCAUAUACCGCCCCUCGGCCUCGUUCUCCUCGUCCGACCCGAUCAACCGCUUCCUCGGCCUGCUCGCCAAGCACUGGGACCCCAAGCUGGACCAGAUCGCCUGGGCGCGGCAGAUCUCGUUCCUGCUGUCGGGCGUCAUCCUGGCGGCCAGCGCGAACUCGGUCCUGCAGACCUUCCGCCUGUUCGCCAAGUGGGCGCCGGGCCUGCUCUACCAGGCGCAGGCGAACCUGGCGCUGCUGGUGGGCCAGGUCGCGGCGACGUACGUCAUCAGCUCGGCGCUGCUGCUGAGGAGCAACCUGCCCCGGGACGUCGGCCGGUCGGUCGGCGACGCGCUAGAGAGCGCGCUCGAGCCCGUGUUCGUCGACCGCUGGUUCGAGGGCUGGUUCCUCCUUGCCAGCGUCGGCACGGCGGCUGGGAUAUGGGUCGGCCGGAAGGUGGCUGGUGGCGGCGGCGGGCUUGGGGAUGAGUGGGAUGAGUUUGCGGGGGAAGAGAUGGGGCAGAAGAGGUCGUGAUGUCUCCUUGUUCCUGCUUGCAGAGCACGAGUGGGUGGGUGUAUAUAUCUUUUGUAAUGGCUAUGAAGGUUUACCUCAUGUUCAGCAUGGGGCCUUGAGUUGGUGAAGAACUGGAUUAGUUCCUGACCAAAGCCCGGUCAAGAAUGGUAAGUCCAGCCGAUGACUACCAAGGUUACGAUCGCGAGAGAUCUCUGGAUCAACAUCUCCAUUUCAUCCGCACCAUGUCCUGCUGUUAUGGUUUUGCUGGGCUGCUCUCCUUUGUCUUCUCGCCAUGGUUUCUCUUCAUCAACGACAACUGUGCCGUAAGUUUUAG